AGCUCAAGAAAAGUCUUUCAUCUAGGGUUCCACAUAAGAACAAACCUCUAUUCCUACCUUCUUGUUCCAAAGCGUCAAAGAAAAACCCUAGCUCAGCUCGUUUCAGGUAAACCAUGAAGCAUAACAAUGUUAUCCCCAACGGGCACUUUAAGAAGCAUUGGCAAAACUAUGUAAGGACAUGGUUUAACCAACCUGCUCGAAAAACAAGGAGACGCAUUGCUAGGCAGAAGAAAGCUGCAACAAUCUUCCCUAGGCCAACAGCUGGACCACUCCGACCUAUUGUUCAUGGACAAACACUAAAAUACAACAUGAAAGUCAGAUCUGGAAGGGGAUUCUCUCUAGAAGAGCUGAAAGCAGCUGGUAUUCCCAAAAAACUUGCUCCAACUAUAGGCAUUGCUGUGGAUCACAGGCGGAGGAACAGAUCCCUAGAAGGUCUCCAGACCAAUGUCCAGAGGCUCAAGACAUACAAAGCUAAGCUAGUCAUCUUCCCAAGGCAUGCUAAAAAAGUCAAGGCUGGUGAUUCUAGUCCUGAGGAACUUGCCACUGCCACUCAGGUCCAGGGUACUUACAUGCCCAUUACUAGGGAGCAGCCCACUAUUGAGCUUGUGAAGGUCACGGAUGAAAUGAAAUCAUUCAAUGCCUAUGGCAAGUUGCGUAUUGAGCGUACAAAUGCACGUCAUAUUGGUGCGAGGUUGAAGAGAGCAGCUGAAGCAGAAAAGGAAGAGAAGAAAUAAGAUAAUAGAAAUGUCUCAUAGCCUUGUGCACUAGCAAAUUGCUAUUUUUUGGAUGAGUUGGGAUAAUGAGUUAUUUUGAAUUUUUACUCCUGUGCUACGUGUUAAUGAAGUCUUUUACGCUCUUGUCAGACUAUAAUUCUUGUAGUAGUGGUUUCCGUGAAGGUUAAGUUCUGGUUAUUUUGUUGCUUUUGAUAUACAUGAUUCUUGCUCUGCAUUGUUAAUUAUACAAAUGAAGGUAGUUUUAUGAA
This is a messenger RNA of Nicotiana attenuata, 982 nucleotides long. RefSeq names its product 60S ribosomal protein L13-1-like. Gene Ontology annotation, cellular component: cytosolic large ribosomal subunit; ribosome. The transcript has 5 exons. NCBI's taxonomy places the organism in Eukaryota, Viridiplantae, Streptophyta, Magnoliopsida, Solanales, Solanaceae. Bases 114 to 734 code for a protein of 206 amino acids. Gene Ontology annotation, biological process: translation. The record is from RefSeq and is a predicted model, not a curated record. Gene Ontology annotation, molecular function: structural constituent of ribosome; RNA binding.